Messenger RNA from Aspergillus affinis, 738 nucleotides. RefSeq lists its product as uncharacterized. The coding region runs from base 1 to 738 and encodes 245 amino acids. The record is from RefSeq and is a predicted model, not a curated record. NCBI's taxonomy places the organism in Eukaryota, Fungi, Ascomycota, Eurotiomycetes, Eurotiales, Aspergillaceae. The transcript is spliced from 2 exons.
AUGGCCACCAUCAUGACGGCCGCCCAGCUGGUUCUCAACUUGCCAGAGCUUAUCGCAAUUAUCUUCAAUUUCCUUCUUCACCUCCCAGACGACGACAUCGGCAGUCCGGAUAUCCUGGACGCAACCAUACAUCAUAAAUACUUCUUUUACCAAUGCCUUCUUGUUAAUACAGUCUGGUACCGAGAGGCAGUAUCCUAUCUGUGGAAAGACAUCAGGAAUCUCACAAUGGUGAAAUUUCGGUCUAUAGAACAAUACCUCGGCCCUAUAGUUCCUGGGCGAAGACAGUUUUAUGCUGACCUUAUUGAGAGCGCCACUGCGGACAUGUGGUCCUUUAGUGACGAUGCGCUGAUUGGAUUGAUAUUCCCUCGUUUGACCUUUCUGGUUAUCUAUCCUGAGCCGAACCACAGUCGUGUUCCCCAGAUCAAUGCGCCACGACUCAAGAGUUUAUGGUUCUGGACGAAGGGAGGGGGUUUUUACUUGGGUCAAAAACACGUGGUAACCGCGAUGAUGGAACAAAUCCCGGAUCUUUUCCCGCAUUUGGAAGAAUUAAAGCUUUAUAAUGGGACUCCACCUAUCCCAGGUACUGUCAGAAUGCUCAGGGAGCGGCUGCCGAAGUUGAAGAAUUUUUCCCCAGAAGAUCAAGACGAAGCCUGGGAACAGCGGUCCGAAGAAGACUGGGAAGAAGACUCCGAAGAAGACUGGGAAGAAGACUGGGAAGAAGACUGGGAAGAAGACUGA